Naegleria gruberi is the source of this 978-nucleotide messenger RNA. RefSeq lists its product as uncharacterized. The record is from RefSeq and is a predicted model, not a curated record. The transcript has a single exon. The coding region runs from base 1 to 978 and encodes 325 amino acids. NCBI's taxonomy places the organism in Eukaryota, Heterolobosea, Eutetramitea, Acrasida, Naegleriidae.
AUGAUUUCAAAGGUGGCAAUUCUUGCCUUGCUUUUUGCAUGUUGCAUGUUGAUGAUUGCUUUUACUCAAGCAACAUCACCUGCUGGUUUGAGAUACAGAUAUGUUGAAAAUUUGAAGGAGGAAGAAUUGGCUGAUGAAGUUUUUGAUCUUCUUGCUGAUAAGCUUGCUCAUGUAGUUUCAUCUAGUCAAUCUCGUACUGGUUCUUACAAUCCUGAUACCAAGUCUCAUGGAAAGGCUUUUGUUGUUACUCCAGGCAUGAAAGGUGGAAACUAUAGAACUCAUUCUGAUAAAGCAUUUGUCAUGACAUCUGGCAUGAGAGGUGGAAAUUACAGAACAAACUCUGAUAUUAAAGCCUUUGUUAUGACUCCAGGCAUGAGAGGUGGAAAUUACAGAACCAGUUCUGACAAGGCAUUUGUCAUGACAUCUGGCAUGAGAGGAGGUAACUAUAGAACAAACUCUGAUAUUAAAGCCUUUGUUAUGACACCAGGUAUGAGAGGUGGAAAUUACAGAACAAACUCUGAUAUUAAAGCAUUCGUCAUGACACCAGGUAUGAGAGGUGGAAAUUACAGAACCAGUUCUGAUAAGGCAUUCGUCAUUACAUCAGGAAUGAGAGGAGGUAACUAUAGAACAAAUUCUGAUAUUAAAGCCUUUGUUAUGACACCAGGUAUGAGAGGCGGAAAUUACAGAACCAGUUCUGACAAGGCAUUCGUCAUGACAUCUGGCAUGAGAGGUGGAAAUUACAGAACAAACUCUGAUAUCAAAGCCUUUGUUAUGACACCAGGUAUGAGAGGAGGUAACUAUAGAACCAGUGCUGAUAAGGCAUUCGUCAUGACUUCUGGUAUGAGAGGUGGAAACUAUAGAACUAAUUCUGAUAAGGUUGCUUAUGAAGUAACUCCUGGAAUGAGAGGUACAAUUGGUCACACUACCUAUAAUCCAGGUACAGUUAACCAUGGAAAGGCCUAUGUUGUUAGAAAAUAA